This is a messenger RNA of Gekko japonicus, 1420 nucleotides long. RefSeq names its product zinc finger protein 436-like. Gene Ontology annotation, molecular function: DNA-binding transcription factor activity, RNA polymerase II-specific; RNA polymerase II cis-regulatory region sequence-specific DNA binding. The coding region runs from base 166 to 1305 and encodes 379 amino acids. Lineage: Eukaryota; Metazoa; Chordata; Lepidosauria; Squamata; Gekkonidae. The transcript is spliced from 4 exons. The record is from RefSeq and is a predicted model, not a curated record. Gene Ontology annotation, biological process: regulation of transcription by RNA polymerase II.
ACCUUUGCCGCGAUCUUGCAGCCCGGGCGGUUUGGGCGGCCUCAGGCCCCGCGCCCUGGCCCGGGAAGUCGGCUUGCGCAACGUGCAAAAGGGAGGCGCGAUGCCGCUAGAGGGCUCCGGCUAUUGUCAAAAAAAGAAGAAGAAAAAAAGGCCGAGUCGGUUCCCAUGCAUAGAUUUUCCCUUCUUUCGCCGCCGCCGCUGCUGACGAUUUUGGGGGCUGAACUUCCCAGGAGGAGAGUGCGAAGUGCGCGUGCGGCUCCCCAGGGACUCAGUCCUGAAGCCAGAGGCAGCAGGGGCUUUCUGCAGAAGUGGCUGAUGUAUUUUGCUGAGAUACAGUGGGCCCUUCUGGACCCAUGCCAGAGACCUGUCUACAGGGACAUUGGGCAGGACAAUUAUGGGACCCUGCUUUCACUAGACACUGGAACCAUGAACCCAAAUCCUCAGCACGCAGGUGCCGAGACCACACAGGCACCAAAGGAGUUACCAGGACGGUCCGAAGGCUCCCUUUACUUGGGUCCAGCUGGGCAUCAAGGUGAGGAUGCGGGGAAGGGAUGGACCAAACCACCUCUUUUUCCCUCCAUGCCUAAAGACAACCCAUGCAUCCCCCCCAGGGUAUACAUGGGGCCCCACCAGAAUUUGUGUGUCCAGUGUGGGGAUAGCCUCAGCCAGGCUCAGGAGAGCCUCAACCGAGCCCAGCAGAGCCUCAACCGAGCCCAGCAGAGCCUCAAUCAAGCUCAGCAUAUCAUUAACCAGCCCCAGAAAGCACAGUGUUCCAGCAGUAAGCUCUACCCCUGUUUGGACUGCGGGAAAAGUUUUGCAGUGAGCUCCCACCUCACCAUUCACAGGAGAACCCACACGGGCGAGAAGCCAUACGCGUGCAACGACUGCGGGAAAAGGUUCAGCCAGAGCUCAACCCUCGUUCUCCACCGCCGCAUCCACACCGGGGAGAAACCUUACAAGUGCACCGAUUGUGGGAAGAGCUUUUCAGUGAGCUCCCAUCUGACCAAGCACCAGAGAAUCCACACGGGAGAGAAGCCGUACGAAUGCCAGGUUUGUGGGAAAAGGUUCAGCCAGAGCUCUACUCUCAUCUUGCACCAGAGAAUCCACACGGGGGAGAGGCCUUAUAAAUGUGAUGAGUGUGGGAAGACCUUCAGCGUCAGCUCCCACCUCACGAUCCACCAGAGAAUCCACUCUGGGGAGAAGCCGUAUCGCUGCAUGGAGUGUGGGAAAAGUUUUCGCCAGAGGUCAGGCCUCAGCACCCAUCAGAAAGUCCAUAUGGUGGCCCUUCAGAGAUCUUACAAGUGAAGGUUGGACCCCCUAACCCACCCACUGAUUCCUGUCAAAAGUUCCUAUUUCACUAUUAAAAGCAGACCAACAGGGAGGGAGGAACUGACUACAUUUUUUAAAAAUCCAGAAUUCA